AUGAAAUUGAUAAAAUUGAAAAAAAAACAAGAUACUGGUAAAGCUGAUAAUGUUAUUGUCAAAAAACAAAGAAGUGAAUCGUCAACAUCAUUAAGUCAAGCAAGUAAAACAUCAUGGGUUGAAGUGUGUUUAUCACAAGAAAAUACUACACAAGCAGACAACACAACAAAUUUAACAACAAGUGAUUUAAAUGUUGAUGUGAUUGCUUGUAAUACAACAACGACAACACCCUGUUGUUUAGUGAAAAUAAAUGACAGCAAGAUGACACCAGAAAUAAAAAAAAUAAAGCUUCAGCAACUACUACCAACGACACUCGGUGAAUUGAAGAAAAAAAUAUCACAAGAGUAUGAACUAUCAACAAAUGUUCAAAAUUGGUUUGUAGGAAAAAAAGUAAACAAUAAUGAUGAAAAUACAACAAUCAACGAGCUGACAAAUUUUGGAAAAAAUUCACUGUAUCUAUUUGUCUCUGCCCCAGUUGUUGAAAUUAAUGAUGCCAAUGAAGAAGAAGAUCAUGUCAAAACUGUUUUAAUUGAGUCAAAUAAUUUAGUUAAUGUUGAGGAUCCUGAUAUUGAAAAAAACGAUGUCAAUGAUGACUCGAUUGUUGUAGAAGAAGAAGAAGAAGAAGUUAAAAUUAUUGCCAAUGAAAUAGUCGAAGAAAUAAAUCUAGAUGAUUUCGAAAUACAAGAUAAUGAAGUUGAAACAAUUCAAGAUGAUAAAAUAAAAGAAUAUGAUGAAUUAAUGUUGCUUCAAAGUUGUGAUAUUGUGCCAAAUGUUGAUGACAUAACAUGUCCAAUAUGUCUGGAUGUUUAUGGACCAGCUGAAGCUGUUGUUCUUCAAGAUUGUCUUCAUACAUUUUGCUGGACUUGUUUGCAAAAUACGAUUCAACAUUCUGAUACACCUGAUGUAUCAUGUCCAUUUAUGAGUGAAGAUAAUAGUACCUGUGAUUCUCAUUUACGUCAACGAGAAAUUAAAGCACUGGUAAGCCCAGAGAUCUUUGAAAAACACUUGGCAAAAUCAGUAACACUUGCUGAAAAUAAAGCUGGCAAAAGUGCUUUUCAUUGUCAAACACCAAAUUGUACAAAUUGGUGUUUUAUUGGCGAAGAUGAUGUUGAAUUUCCUUGUGGAAUUUGUAAUAAAAAAAAUUGCUUAAAAUGUCGUGUUAUGCAUGAUGGACUAAAUUGUUAUGAUUAUCAAGAAAAAUUAAGAAUGUCCAAAGAACCAAAUGGCGAGUCAUUAAAAACUGAAAAUAUGUUGAAAGAAAUGCUUGAGAAAAGAAAACUCAUGAAGUGUCCAGUUUGUGAGGUAAUGUUAACAAAAAUUGCUGGAUGUGAUUCAAUUGUUUGCUCAAUUUGUCGAACAGAACUGUGCUGGCCAACAAAAGGGACUCGUUGGGGACCUCAAGGUAAAGGUGAUACUUCGGGUGGUUGUCGUUGUGGAGUAAACGGAAAAAAAUGUCAUGUAAAUUGUGGCAAUUGUCAUUAA
Messenger RNA from Aphidius gifuensis, 1482 nucleotides. RefSeq names its product ranBP-type and C3HC4-type zinc finger-containing protein 1-like. The transcript has 7 exons. The record is from RefSeq and is a predicted model, not a curated record. Gene Ontology annotation, cellular component: LUBAC complex. The coding region runs from base 1 to 1482 and encodes 493 amino acids. NCBI's taxonomy places the organism in Eukaryota, Metazoa, Arthropoda, Insecta, Hymenoptera, Braconidae. Gene Ontology annotation, biological process: proteasome-mediated ubiquitin-dependent protein catabolic process; protein linear polyubiquitination. Gene Ontology annotation, molecular function: ubiquitin-protein transferase activity; ubiquitin binding.